This is a messenger RNA of Hyla sarda, 3644 nucleotides long. RefSeq names its product XK related 8 (gene XKR8). Gene Ontology annotation, biological process: phosphatidylserine exposure on apoptotic cell surface; engulfment of apoptotic cell; apoptotic process involved in development. NCBI's taxonomy places the organism in Eukaryota, Metazoa, Chordata, Amphibia, Anura, Hylidae. Gene Ontology annotation, cellular component: plasma membrane. The transcript has 3 exons. The coding region runs from base 1131 to 2615 and encodes 494 amino acids. The record is from RefSeq and is a predicted model, not a curated record.
AGUUAAAGGUCAUUUAACCCCUUCCCUAAUAAAAGUUUGAAUCACCCCCGUUUUCCCAUUAAAAAAAAACUGUGUAAAUAAAAAUAAACAUAUGUGGUAUCGCCACGUGCGUAAAUGUCCGAACUAUAAAAAUAUAUCGUUAAUUAAACUGGCGUAUGCGCAAAAAAAUUCCAAAGUCCAAAAUAGCGUAUUUUUGGUCACUUUUUAUAUCAUGAAAAAAUUUAUAAAAAGCGAUCAAAAAGUCCGAUCAAUGCAAAAAUGGUACCGAUAAAAACUUCAGAACAAGGCGCAAAAAAUGAGCCCUCAUACCAGCCCGUACGCGGAAAAAUAAAAAGUUAUAGGGGUUAGAAGAUGAGAAUUUUUUAUGUAUAAAUUUUCCUGCAUGUAGUUAUGAUUUUUUUCCGAAGUUCGACAAAAUCAAACCUAUAUAAGUAGGGUAUCAUUUUAACCGUAUGGACCUACAGAAUAAAGAGAAGAUGUCAUUUUUACAGAAGAAUGUACUGUGUAGAAACGGAAGCCCCCAAAUACAAAAUUAAAUUUUUUCUUCAAUCUUGAAUUUUUUUUCCGUUUCGCCGUGGUUUUUUUGGUAAAAUGACUAAUGUCACUGCAGAGUAGAAUUGGUGGCACAAAAAAUAAGUCAUCAUAUGGAAUUUUAUGUGCAAAAUUGAAAGCGUUAUGAUUUUUAGAAGGUGAUGAGGAAAAAAUGAAAAUGCGAAAACAGAAAAACCCUGCGUCCUUAAGGGGUUAAAGUCAGUUCCCACCCUAGUGACUGACCUAUCAUGGAUGACAGUCGCAAUCUCUGCAUACAAUACCUCCACAUUGGAGAUAGAUAACAUAGUGCUGACCGGAAGGUAACACGUUCACCCCCUGAGGUGUCAGACUGGCCCCCAUUACACAUGUGUAUGAGCAGCCAUCUUGGCCAGAGAAGUAAACAUGCCCGCCCUUAUAUGAGCACAGUGUAUAGCGGAGGUGGUGAUGCUAUUUCUGUAUCCGUACUGUAUACACUCCCAGACGCGGUCAGUCACUGUUGGGCAAUGCCCUGAAUUCCGUGACAGGACCCAGCUCAAGCCGCCCGACUCACCCGCCCAUAUCUUGGCGCCGCGCCCACUCCAUGCAGCCAGCCGCCCGGGAUGCCGGGGUGCCUGCCGGCUCGCUAUCGUCUCCGGGACCUGCUGUUCUCGGUAUGUGGGGCAGUCGCCUUCCUGGCGGACCUGGGCUCUGACGUGUGGAGCACAGACCAGUACUACAAGGCGGGGGACACGGCCUGGGCCGUCUUGUAUAUCGGCCUGUACGUGCUCUCCUCUAUCGUGCUGCAGCUGCUCAGCUGGGGCUGGUUCUGGGUGGACUGGCAGGACUGGAAGGUUCAAGAGAGGGCACCAGAGACUGCCAGCGGUGCCGUAAAGCACGAUGCCACAGGUAGAGAUGCGCAGAGCUCUGGAGAUGAUACUUUUCAGACAUCCAUCAACGUGAACGGCAAUGGGCAUACUGGGCACCACAAUGAGAAUGGCACCAAACCCCCAGAGGAUGCCAGUAUCGUCACCAACAUGGACACAGCUGCCAGUGUUAUGGAUGCAAAGCCUAUACAGGUGCCAGACCAAUAUGACCCUAUAGUUUGUCUCCCUGAAGCAGCCACAACUUCUGAAGACCCCACUGCCGAGGAGGAGUUGAUUAUCAGGCGCUUCUGUACCUCCAAGAUCAUAUUAUGGCCCUCAUGCUUUACCCUGCUGCACUUUCUCCAGCUGGGGUACCCGCUCAGGUGCAUACAUUCACUCGAAGUGGGCCUCGCUGCAUACAGAAACCCAAAGGAUGACAUGUUCAAGAAUUAUGCUUACUUCGUCACCCAUGACAUCAGCAUGAUGCGGCUUAUUGAGACUUUUCUUGAAAACACACCUCAGCUCAUACUUGUGCUGUAUAUAGUCAUACAGAGAGAAGCUAUACAGACAUUUCAAUAUUUCAGCAUCUCAAUAUCCUUUAUCUGUAUCAGCUGGGCAAUUUUAGACUACCACCAAUCACUGAGAAUGUCCCUGAAGAUAAAACGGAAGCUAAGCAACUUCUCUUCAGCCGUCUACUACUCCUGGAACUUCUGCCUCAUUUCAUCACGCAUCCUGUGCAUAACACUCUUUACAGUUGUUUUCCAUUGGUUAAUUGCUCUGCACUUUCUUGGCAUUUGGCUUGUUUUCUUUUCAUGGGCCUUUCUCCAGAAGACAACAUUUAUGAAGCACAAACACCUAGAAAUUGUCUACAGGGCUACAGUGGCCAUAAUUCUUUACUUCUCCUGGUUUAACAUUGCUGAUAGGAGAACAGUCUACAGGAGUAUUUUCUACCAUGGAUUUAUUAUCUUAGACAGUGUGAUCCUUAUUGUCUCUUGGAAAAUAAAUAAGUUUCCAUCCAUUUUGGAUGAGUAUGAAACACAUAUUAUUGUAACUAACAUAGUAUUUAUUACUGUAGGUCUUUGUUUGAGGUUGCUUUAUUACCAUUGUCUACACCCCAAUGUUUGCAGUGAGACAAAACAGUAUUUUGAUGUACCAGAUGGCACAAAUAUGUUUCUGACAAAACUUAAGACUAGGAAAAUGACUAAUUAUAGAAUGGCAUAUUUAGCUCUGCAAUUAUCCUAGGAAAGCUGGUCUUUUCCACUUAUGCCUUUAUGAAAUAGAUGCAGAAAAUGUUACCCAUGGGGGAGUAUAUGGAGGGAAAAAAUGCGUUUCACUUUAUUAAUGUCAUGUGCCAAAAUUUCCCUUUUUUCCCCUCCUCUCAGGUCGACACUUUCAGCUAGUUUUCUAAAGAGUAGUUGUGGUUUUUAAUCUUUGCACAGUCCUUUUUGAAAAUUGUUUACCGUUUUUGGUACCUUUUCACUUUUAACAGAGAUAAAAUAAGGAAACCGCUAACAUGUAUAAAGCCCUUUCAUUAAGAUGGGGUUAAACGCAAAAAGAAAAAUUUUUUUUUUUUUUUUUAGAGAGGAUGGAAAAAUAGUAAAUGAGGGCCGUUGUGAUCGUAGGCAUGCUGUGGCUUUUCAGAUCUACAGCAAGCUCUGUUGCAAAAAUUCUGUAAAAACAGCACAUUUUAUUUAUCGUAAUGCAACAACAACAAAAAAAACCUACUAAAUUAGCAUGUAACACAUUUGAUUAUUUCCAUUCUGAAAUUAUCCUCCUUUAAAAAGUAUGUUACAAUGUGUCUCUGGUUGCAUCACAUUAGUCUUCUGGUACUUCUCAGAAAUUCUGUGGUUAGCAACAGCAGGUGCAACUUGAUGUUCAGUACAACACUAUCCCCUAUUGACAUACGGUAGUUGUGAAUGUAGUGCACAUACGUCUAUACUAACUUAUAACACUAGUAAACAUGAAAAAACAUGAAUGUGCACACGACCACCUACAGUAAAAUAUAAAAGGUCAGAUGUCAAACUGCUUGUUGAAUUGUUUGACUACCAGAAAAACCAUUGCAAGGACUUGCUCAAAUAAAUGUAGAAGAUAACCUACAUAUGCAGACCAAUAGUACACAAUAGUAUUAAAAUUCUUAGUCACACAUUAAAAGGGUCUUUCGUCAUACAGUGUUAUGGCAUAUCCCUAUAAUGACCUCUGUGACCCAUUUUUUCCCCUGCAUAUCACUUCUGUCUCACUGUUGUGUUGGAAAUGGAAAAGAUAGCUACACUU